Molecule: messenger RNA, 219 nt
Organism: Penicillium argentinense
Lineage: Eukaryota; Fungi; Ascomycota; Eurotiomycetes; Eurotiales; Aspergillaceae
Exons: 2
Coding region: 1-219 (72 amino acids)
Source: RefSeq, a predicted model, not a curated record
AUGACCAACGUCAUGGGAUUUGAACCCCUAGCCGCAAUUCACGAGCGAACUAUGACCUUUGUAUCCCAGUGCACCGAAGCAGGCAAUAACAGCGUUGACAUCUAUGCGGUUCAGAAGGACUUCGAUAUCAUGCAAGAGCUUACUUAUCACUCGAGUCUUCAAAAUGAGUACUCUUACGAUCUUGACGGGAAUGCAUUAUCUUCUCUAAUCAUUAAAUAA